AAGAAAUUAACAAACCCCCAGAACAACUUUUAAUUUUAGUUUGUUCCACAAGGAUCAUUAUUUGGGUGAUGGACUCUUCAGAUGGUGCUGUUGCUGUCGACGAUGGUGCUGGUGAUGAAAAUAGCAAUGUUGAGGAAAUAUCUACUUCUGCUGUUUUGGCAUUGCUCCAAUCCUACAAAGAAGCAUUAGUGAGUAGUAAUGAAGCUAAGGUAGCUGAGUUUGAGUCCUUUCUACAAUCCAUCGAAGAUGAGAAAGUUGACCUUGAAAAGAAAGUGGUUUCUUUGUCUGAAGAAUUAGCUACAGAGAAGGACCGAAUUCUUAGGAUCAGUGCAGAUUUUGACAAUUUUCGUAAGAGGACAGAGAGAGAGCGCCUUUCACUGGUAAAAAAUGCUCAAGGAGAAGUUUUAGAAAACUUGUUGUCUGUUUUAGACAAUUUUGAGAGAGCUAAAGACCAAAUUAAGGUGGCAACUGAGGGAGAGGAGAAGAUUAAUAACAGCUAUCAAAGCAUCUAUAAACAGUUCAUGGAGAUUUUGGGCUCCCAUGGUGUUGUACCUGUGGAAACAGUUGGACAACCGUUUGAUCCAAUGCUGCAUGAAGCAAUUAUGCGAGAAGAUUCCACAGAUUACGAAGAAGGCACCAUCCUUCAAGAAUUCCGCAAGGGGUUCAAGCUUGGUGAGAGGCUUUUGCGUCCAGCAAUGGUGAAAGUAUCAGCUGGUCCAGGGCCUGCAAAGCCGGCAGAAGUAGAACUAUCUGAAGGAGGAGCAAAUACCAGUGAAGCUACUCAGGAUAGUGAAACAACCAACAGCAGUGAAAAGAGCAAUGUGGACGAAGAGUCUUCUUGAAGCCAAGUUGUCAAACCUAUAUUCAAUUUUGGAGAUGGAACAGACGAUAUAAUGUAUCCAUAACCAUCUGGUGAAACUUUCGUGUUCUAGUUUUUUUGGUGAGUAUCAUUAUAUUAGGAGAUAUACAUUGUUGUUAAACUUAUUUCUUUUUGGAUGAACUCACAUUGAGAUAAGAAAAAUGAUCACAUUCAUCAUUGGAGCAAACUCUCCAUUCGGAUGCUUGCUAUUGAAUAAUUGCAUUCCCUCUGA
Rubroshorea leprosula is the source of this 1091-nucleotide messenger RNA. The record is from the annotation of a GenBank genome assembly. NCBI's taxonomy places the organism in Eukaryota, Viridiplantae, Streptophyta, Magnoliopsida, Malvales, Dipterocarpaceae.